Micropterus dolomieu (smallmouth bass) is the source of this 2475-nucleotide messenger RNA. RefSeq names its product EMILIN-3 (gene emilin3b). Gene Ontology annotation, molecular function: protein binding. The transcript is spliced from 6 exons. Gene Ontology annotation, cellular component: extracellular matrix. Lineage: Eukaryota; Metazoa; Chordata; Actinopteri; Centrarchiformes; Centrarchidae. Bases 1 to 2475 code for a protein of 824 amino acids. The record is from RefSeq and is a predicted model, not a curated record.
AUGAGGACCAAGUUCUGUCAACUGUUUGCACAAGUCUUUCUCUUAGGAGAGUUGCUAUCUGUGGUGGACAGCAAAGGGACUUUCUAUGGAGGCCAUGUCAACCCUUUCUAUGGAAGCAGAUACAACCUGUACAAGGCUGGACUCAACCCUCAUCAUUCACCAAACAAGCCCAUGACCCGUCACAAAAACCACUGUGCGUACGUUGUCCAGAAGAACAUCUCAUGCACAAUGCAGGAUGGAGUGGCUACCUAUGUGAAGGCUGAGUACACCACCAAGUGCAUCUGGGGUCAGAAGUGUCCGGUUGUCAUGUACAGGACAUUCUACAAGCCAAAGUACAAGGUGGGUUUUAAGACAGUCACAGAGCUGGAGUGGAGAUGUUGUCCCGGUUACUCUGGAGAAAACUGCUAUGAUGGACCCACAUCGCUGCCUGACGUCAUGAUGCCACCUUUCAAGGGUACGGGUGGGCCCAAUCGCCCAGGCAUGAAGGGGUUCCCCCAUGGUCCUAGACCUCCUGUGGACAAGAAGCCUGGAGGUGGCCAAUUGGAGCCAGAUAAACCCUUCCCCAGUGUGCCUGACCAUAGACCAAUACCCACAGGACAGCUUCCUGCUGGGAAUGGAAAACCAAACUAUGGUAACAAAUUUGGGAUUUCAGGAGUGACUGGUGAACGUUUGGACCACAUGGAGGAGGACCUGCGUCGCCUCACCCAGGGUCUAGACACUCUGAACGGGGUGGUGGCUGGCCUCGAGCAGCGAUUGCGCACAUCUCUCCGGGAAGACACCAACAAAAUCCUGGUGUCCCUGCUCCCCAACGCUCCCCGUGUGCCCGACUCUACAGUGGGAUUUGGGGUGAUCCCAGAUGGGACUCCAGAUGGACUGGAAGGAGGAGAAAGCUUCACUGGUUUUGGAGACUUAGCAGGGAGGGUAACAGAAGUGAGGGAUGACCUGCGAGCCAAAACACACAUCUUAGAGGAGAUUCAGGGGAUGGUCCUGGGUCAUGAUGGCCAGCUGAAGAGGCUAUUGGAAGGAGCUAGAGGCACGCCCAUCCUUGGCCCAAGCUCCGCUGCUCGUCUGGACGAGAUCAUAGACGGCAAGCUGGCUGACAUGAGGGCUGAGAUCCUGGAUGGAUUUGAGCGCCGUCUGACCAGUCUAGAGAGCCACUGUGACACGAAGAUUGGGGAGGUGCAGAGGAAGUGCCACAGGGACCACAUGGAUGGCCAGGAGCAGAUGCAGCAGUCUCUUGAUGGAAGAGAGACUGGGCUGCGGGAGGAGUUGGGUUCUUUGCAGGCUCAGAUCCAGGGUCUAACUCUCACUGAGAGCUGCUGUGGACAGGUGAACAGUCUGUCCCAGCGUGUGCUUCUGCUGGAGGAGUCAGUUAAAGGUUUGACAGAAUCUCAGAGACAGCUCCAUACCGCCAUCACUGAUCACAGCAUACACGUGGAGACACUGAUCGAGACCCGCCUAGUGGACAUAGAGGGUCGCCUCAAUGCCACAGAGGGAGGACCUGAUGGAGUAGCAGGGCUCCCUGGUGGUCUGGAUGGCUUCAAGACUAUGCUGGAGGACAAGCUGAAGACCCUGGAAGAGAGAGUUUUUGUGGCCGUUGAGGAGCUGAGUAAUGCCACUGCGCCGGCGCUCCUGGAGGGUCAGGUGGUCCCAGCACUGGAGACAGAGAUUGAGUCUGUGAGGAGGAGAGUGGAGGGAGACCUGGAUGGCAUUCAGAAACAAUUAAUAGAUCUGGAGCUUCUCUGCACCUCCUCCUGUUCACCUUCCACUCCGCCAGCAGGGGGUGUCAGUCUCACUGAAGUAGAGGAAGAUUGUGAGGGGAUGGAGAAGAAGAUGACUGACCGCCUGAACUCCCAUUCUAACCAGCUGGACCGCCUAAACACCACCCUACAGAACCUGCUCUUCCGUGUCGCUCAGGAGGACACAGAGGGAGUCGUCCAGGGAGAGAUCACCCUGCUGAAGGUCAACAUCAACUCUGUGAACCGCACUCUGAAGGGCCUAAAGGACUCUAUUAGCUUCAUUGCAAGUGAAGUGGGCCACGCUAACACCACCUGGGAGCAGAGAGAGCACCAGCUAGUCAACCAGGUGCAAGGAAUCACCAAACUAGUGGGCCACCAGGCCUCUCUCCUGGGGGCCGGGGAGAGGCGGCUGGCUCAGCUGAAGGGAGAGCUAGUGGCCUUGAAGAGACAGCUGUCUGGGGAGCUGCAGGGAUGCCGGAGCACAGCGAUAGAAGUACAGAAGGAGGUGAAGAACGUUGAUAGCAGGGUGAGCCAGGUAGAGGGCCAGUGCAGCAGCCUGGGGGAACUGGCAGAGCACCUGGAGAGGAUCAGGGCAGAGCUCGAGAGACACUCAGAUUCCUACCUGGCCCGGGUGAAUGGCACUCUUGGCGUCCAUUCAGAGCAGCUAGCAGAGCUGAAAGGGGAGGUCAAAGACUGCGUUGCCAAGGAAGUAGCCAACCAAAAAGGAGACCAGUAG